Molecule: messenger RNA, 2139 nt
Organism: Branchiostoma belcheri (Belcher's lancelet)
Lineage: Eukaryota; Metazoa; Chordata; Leptocardii; Amphioxiformes; Branchiostomatidae
Product: protein FAM188B-like
Exons: 17
Coding region: 142-2139 (665 amino acids)
Biological process (GO): protein K48-linked deubiquitination
Molecular function (GO): cysteine-type deubiquitinase activity; K48-linked deubiquitinase activity
Source: RefSeq, a predicted model, not a curated record
UCCCACUAAAACAUGGCCGCCUUUAUUUUGGUCGAAGCCGUUUUUGUGCCCAGCAACGGGAUUUUUACCCAUUAUGUAGCCAAAAGGAGCGGAUAAAAAUCACAUGAGGGAUUUUAGGUGGUGUUUCUGAUAUCUGGGACAAUGGAGAACAGUAGCGUUGAGAACGUAGCGUCCUCUUUGGUCAGGGAAUACCUGAGUCGAAAGGGUCUGAAGGGUACAUUACAGACCAUGGACAGUGAGAUGCCUCGCACAGAUGGCAGCAUCAGUAACCGGCUACAGCUGGCCAAGGAACUACACCUGGAAUAUCUCAUGAAGAAAAACAAGGAGUGUUCCCCUCCCCUGCGAGCCAUGCUGGAAGUCAUGACUAAGUACUUCUUACAGAAGUUAGACGCCGGCAGAGAAGACAAGAGGCCGUCUUCAAGACACUCCUCUAGAGUGACUUCAGACCGUCCAUCCAGCAGAAGUGCCUCUCAUUCCAAACCUCCGUCAGACGAUUCUGGUUUCCAUAGCAACCAAUCCAACCAUCACGCAAAAAGAACACCGAAGGUCGCAGCACAUGACCUUGACAUCCGUGUAGAGGACGAGGAAGGAAUCGGGAGCACGGCUAUCUCUGAUGUCAGCAAAUCUGGUGUACACAGCAAUGUUGAGGAGUCUCCAGUGAAAUUGAAAAAGGAAACAAGUAGCAAAAUGGCGACCCCAGAAUCCAGGGACGUGGCAGAACCUACGCAGACAAAAAAGAGCCGCCCAAGUUCUUCGCGAGGUCUGCGUAGCGGAAUGAUGGCUGGACCAAUCAUGAGCAGCCAAGAUAACCGAACAUCAAGAAGAGGCCGGGUGCCCUCAACUCGACCCAACUUGGCAAUAAACCUGGGGACAGAGAACAAACUGGACUUGACCAGCGUGGACAGUUCUUCCACCAAAUAUUCCGAGAGCAAAGUCAGCUCUGGUACCCUAGGAAGCAGUUUAACCAGAAAAGACUCCUCCUCUGACUCCAAUCUAGGAAGUGAGAAGUCACCAUAUGUUGCAAAAGAUCCUGCCAAGAAAAUACUAACUACUGAAGAAGAAACCUACCUUGAUAGCAAAAGAACCACGUCAUCUAGCAAACUUAUCAAAUCUACCAGUCUAGACGAGAGAAUUGUCAGCCCAAAUUUGAAAACCCUUCUGUUUGGGUCGGCCUCAGAACAGUUUAAUGCAGAAUGGAGAAACCAGAGUCUGGGUUUCUGUGACACUGAAGGCCUGAGGUUUGGGAUUGUACAGAACAAGGGAGGUCCGUGUGGUGCCCUAGCAGCUAUCCAGGCCUGUAUGCUGAAGAGACUGUUGUUUGGGGAAGCCAGGGACAAGACAGCUAACCCACACAGACUGUUGAGCCCAGACUCCAGACUAAGAUCAGAGAGUCUGGCCCUGGGACUGGCAGACUUGUUAUGGAGGGCUGGCAGGAAGAAACUGGCUGUAGUGGCUAUGCCUUCAGGAAGAAAACAGUUCCAUGCUGGAGCCAGAUACAGACAGGACAACUUAACAGAAACUCUGAUGCUGAACAGAGUAGACUCCCAGGAGGACCUGGAAGCUUUCAUAAAACAGAACGUCUCUCUGUUUGAGACAAAUCCCUAUGCCACUAUUUUGGUCCUGUACUCCGCAAUCCUGUCCAGGACUAUUGACCAUGUGAUAUCUGACAUGGAUGAACCCACCACCAAGCUGAUAGGAGCACACGGCUACUGCACUCAGGAAAUGGUGAACCUGUUCCUGACAGGCAAGGCCGUGUCUAACGUGUUUAAUGACACAGUGGAGCUGGACUCGGGGGGUGGGGAGACCAUGAUCCUCAGGGGGGUGGGGACCAGGAGCGAGAUCGGACUGCUCUCACUGUUCGAGCACUACGGAUCCUGCCAGGUUGGUACGUACAUGAAGACCCCCCGGUUCCCUAUCUGGGUGGUGUGCAGCGAGAGCCACUUCUCUGUUCUCUUCUGUCUGCGGAAGGAACUGGUGAAUGACUGGAAGUACGAGCGGCGGUUUGACCUGUACUACUACGACGGUCUGGCCAGGCAGGACGAGCAAAUACGACUCACUGUCGACAACUUGCAUCCGUAUGAGCCACCAGGAGAGGGUGAGCUGGUCCCACCAUUAGAGCACUGCAUCAGGACCAAGUAA